AUCACUGUGAUUUAAUUGUACAUUGAUUAUACAAUAAUGUUUAAUUCUAGGUCAUACCUUUGGUAUUCCUGAUUCUGCAAUGGGAAUCACAUUCCUUGCUGCUGGAACUAGUAUUCCUGAUGCUAUGGCUAGUACUCUUGUUGCUAUGGAUGGUCUAGGAGACAUGGCAAUAUCUAAUAUUAUUGGUAGUAAUAUCUUUGAGAUCUACAUAUGUCUUGGUGGUCUGUGGUUCAUACGAAGCAUUACUGAUGAUCUAGACCCCGUGGAUAUUUACAGUUCGGGGCUCACCUUCACGUCAAUGAUGUUGUUUGGAACGGUCGUAUUUGCAUUUGGUACGAUUCAUUUAAAUGGUUGGAAACUGGAUAAGAAGAUGGGCGUUAUAUGUACCUUAUGUUACGCUGUUGUUAUUUCGUUUGCAAUUAUGUACGAGCUUAACGUCUUUGCGGAUGUCAAUCCUCCCCCCUGCAAAUACUAAUUCAUGUAUUCAACUAAUAUAUCUACAGCUCGUGGAUUAUGCCUACUGCAUGUGCUUAUCAUUUGGCAUUGAACCGAAUCGGUUUACAUGUUUUUAUUAUCGCAGUCGCAGUCAAAGCAUUCAAAACCUUUUGUUUGUUUCUCUGUCUCGUAAAACAUUUAUACAUUUGCUAGUCUGAUGUUAAAUUUACAACUAUUUUCUCUAUUAUAGGCACACUUGCUCGAUAAAACAGCAAUCUGUUGGUUCAUGUGUGCCUCUUUUAGGGAUUUACAAAGUAAACAUGUCUAUUCUGUGGACCUCUCUAAUUUCCAAAGAGACAAAUUUUAUGUCAGUGAGUGAAAAUCUCAAUUUGUAGCAGCAAAAUUUAAAUGUUUUACAGUAUUUUGUUACUACGGUUA
Messenger RNA from Saccoglossus kowalevskii, 873 nucleotides. Its product is annotated as sodium/potassium/calcium exchanger 5-like. Gene Ontology annotation, molecular function: calcium channel activity; calcium, potassium:sodium antiporter activity. The record is from RefSeq and is a predicted model, not a curated record. Gene Ontology annotation, cellular component: plasma membrane. Gene Ontology annotation, biological process: calcium ion transmembrane transport; intracellular calcium ion homeostasis. Lineage: Eukaryota; Metazoa; Hemichordata; Enteropneusta; Harrimaniidae.